Messenger RNA from Scylla paramamosain (green mud crab), 6393 nucleotides. RefSeq lists its product as uncharacterized. Gene Ontology annotation, cellular component: cell cortex. Gene Ontology annotation, biological process: imaginal disc-derived wing hair organization. Lineage: Eukaryota; Metazoa; Arthropoda; Malacostraca; Decapoda; Portunidae. The record is from RefSeq and is a predicted model, not a curated record. The transcript has 9 exons. Bases 431 to 5830 code for a protein of 1799 amino acids.
CGGAUAUUUUUUUUCCCAUUGUGUUGUUUGAGUUCUGCUUGUUCAUUGACUGGUUUGGUUACUAUUCCCGUUCAGUGUGACAAAAGAAUAAUAAACUAGCAAAUGAGGAUAUCUGUGGACGAUUACCGAAAAAAGGAACUGAAGUGAUAGAAUAUGAUGAAAUUCAUAAAAUGGCUGAAAAAAAAAAAAAUUAUACCCGCAACCAUAAGGACUGAUUAACACUUCUCACGUGAAUAGUGAAAUGUGACUGAAAAUGAGUACCGACAUCCCCUUUAAAUGUGUAAAAAAUAACGUAAGGACAAACUCAGGAAGAUCGUGAUACGUGUCUCUUGUACAAAUACCCACACGUUAAUCAUGGAAAGACUUUACCUGGGGGCUUUUCUGCAUUUUAAAACAAGAGUACGAAAGGAGAAGAGAUAAUCAUUAAAGUAUGCCCGCCACUUAUGCUACCGUGAGGGUGAUGGUGAUGCUGGCGGCGGCGAUGGGGGCGGCAGGGGCGGGCGAGUGGCUAUUGAAAGCCUCGCCGUAUGCUAGAAUACGCUCUACGCCUCCUUCUAGGGUCUUCACGCCCACGGCCGCAUACAUGGAAGCCUUGCACGAGUCACCAGAGCGAGGCAUGAAGGCCCUGUCACCGCGAAUAAGGCCCCGCAAGACUUACCCAUCAGAGGAAGAGGUGUUGGCGAAGUCAUCUGAAGAAGAGAUUCUAAAACAGCUCUCCUCGUCCGAAGAAGAGACUUUAGCAUCCCUGCUGCCCCAGUCAUCGUCUGAGGAAGCACCCUUACCUCUGCCGCCGCCCCCUGAACAGAAGGAGGUCAUGGAGUCACGGUCGUCAAUAGUGACACAAACACCCUCAAUGCAGGAUACCACUACUACUACUACUCCUACGACCACAAAGGCGCCGCGUAGGAAAAUCGUCUCCAUCACCAGACAUUACCAGGGUGACAUUUACUCUUUAGAAGGUGGGCGAGGCUGCGGGUGUGUUGAAGGAGGGAUCGUGGGGCCGGAGGAGGGAUGCCAGUGUCAGUGUCCAGCGGCCGCCCCCACCUUCAGGGACGACACCUCCACCUGCGUCUCCGUCCUUCAUGAGUGCAUCCUGGCAGACUUCGUGAGUACCUCAGGCUCUGAAAAGAUCCCGUAUGUGUAUUUGCCACUCAAGCACCAGCUGGUUCACCCCACAGCAGAGGUGGCGCUCAGAGGACUAGAGCACGCAGGAGUCCCGAUCAUGUCGCCCGUGUGCGUGGUGACAGGCGCCAGUGUCCUCACGCAACGAGGAUGGAGGAACAUGGCUAAUACCUCCACGUUCGAGCCGCCAUUCAGAUUAUUCCGCGACGUGGGGCGCACCUUCGUGCAAUGGGUAGGGGAAGCAGAGGCUCGCCGGGCCGCGGAGGGACGCUUGGUGCUGGUCACACUUAUUUGCCGUGACGCUGCCCAGCCAGCCACGCCUGUUUUCCGUCCCUGCCUUUCCUUCAGGGUUGCCGGCAGCCCUGGGUCCGCUGGGGCGGCGCUGUCUGCUGCCACCCCAGCGCCAGGAGAUGGGGCUUGGGAAGCUCUGUCGUGGGGAGAUGGCGUUAUCAUCGGUCUGGUGGUCGCGUGCCUCACCAUCAUCUAUAUCGUCGGGAUGUCUGUCUUCAUUCAGUUCAAAAAGAAGAAGAAGAGCGAGAAGAACAUAGAUCGCGAGGAAGAAGAAGGAGGCUACAGAGGCGGCCGCAAAGGAGGCAGGGACAGGGGCAAUCCUCAGCAUGCACUGCCGAAGCCUUCCCUCUUAAUAGCCGCUGAUGAUAAUGAUGACAUUGAGGAUCUCUCGCUGGCCUCCAGAAAUCGCAGAGCCAAUAGGGAAAGGAACCGAGUUACGUUCACUUCAGCAAUGGUGCACAGUAACGGCGGGAUGACGGGGCCCAUGGCUGGCCACAGGAAUGGCGGAAUGGCGGGGCCCAUGGUUGGCUUAGAGCCCGCCGAUGGCCUGGAAAGGGUGCCUCGCUCUCCCCUGGCGGUAGUGACUCUGGCAGGAGAAGCGGAUGCAAGUGGUGUGAACAGAAAUCUCCCUGCUGGUGGGAUGAUGACCUCAGCAGAGAACCACGAGGCACAGGCGCGGAGGAAACUCUAUUUCAACCCCGCCUACUUCGAGCCGGAGUUACUGCAGACUCCGCCUCCUGCCGCGCUGGAAUUCCUCGCUAGAAUCCGCGAAAUGAUCACUGUUGCUAAGACCAAAAUGAAGACGAAAAUUUAUCAUCCGAGUCUCGGAGACAUUCCUGAAGAAGACUCAGACUGCCAGUCUCGUCCUGUAAGUCGCACAGUCAGUGGAACCACAGUGCACACAGAAGACUCUCAGGACUCCCAGGAAGAAACCGCCAAUGUUAGUGAUGCAACCAGUAUCCAGAGCGAUUCCCUAGAAAGACGACAGAAGGAAAGCGACAGCCGCAGCUCCACUCUCAAGCGGCUUGCGCAGCGAGUUAAUAGUCACGGGGAAAGCUUUGUUAGUGAGAUUAUCAAGACACUUGACCUCAAACCUCGCCUUCCUGCUUCCGAUGCUUCUUAUGUGUCGCAUCCUGUUACCAGAUCCUCUGCUGCACAGAAACCCGCUCCUCCACCUCCUGUACCUGUUAACGCUCGAAACUUGUCUCCGGAGGUUGAGGAUGACUUCCCGGAGCUGAUCAAGCCGUCCAUGCUACGCAACGUGCUCAGAGAUGGGAAGAGAUUGACUGACCUUAACAACACUUUCGAGAACUUCCGCCAGGAAAUGGUGGCGACCUUCCAGAAGAUGAAGAAAGUAGGGGAGGCCAUAUCACCUAAAUCCACCCUAAACAGGAACAAAAAGAAAUCCAAGGCAUCCCCCAAGAGCACGCUGGAGCGGUUGGAAAACGACAUGGAUGCUUCUGCAUCAGGUUCUGGUGAGGGCAAGGUACAAAAGUGGCUCCAGACACUGGACGCUAAGAACUCUUACACAAGGAUGACAGAGCAGCCUAAUAGCAUCCCGGAUUCUCAAGUGCCGACACCCGAGAAUCCUGACCAACCACCACCGCUGCCUCAAAAAAAUAGCAAACCAUCCACUCCUCCACGAAAGCAUCGAACACUCGCUUUCCGCAGUUUGUCUCUCAACGAGGAGAGGAAGACUCAUGACGAGUCCACUAGUCAUGGUAAAUCCUCAGAAGAUAAGCCACCAGUAACUCGGUCGUUGUCGUGGCAGAAUGAACACACCCACUACGGUUCCAACCCUCGCAGACGCCGACCUGAAAUUCCCCAGGCUCUUGAAGAUAACCUCAGUAAGUCUUUUUGCUCUGAGGAUGACUCACUCAACGAUCUGGUGAGCGAAGCGGAAUCAAAGGUACCGAAAAUGAUUCCAAGCGACAGUGAAAGUGUUUAUUCAGACACGAAGUCCAGAGCCAACGAUUCCCUCCAACGCAGGACGGAAGAGGGUGAGGGACAGUCUAAAGGCCACUUUGGUCAGCUUCCACGGGAGGAGGCAAUGACGGCGAGGAACGAAAUCUAUAACAAAUGGACGGGAACGAAGACUAUGUCACGUCUAGCCAGGAGUGUGAACGAGUCCUACGCCAAGGUUGUGGAUCGUUUGGACGAGAACGAGCACGACGACCACACUUACGAGGAGAUUCACAUUCCUACCGGGAACAAACAAAAAGUGAAAAGAAAAGCACCCGGGACACCCAACACCAGCCAGACUAGUGGUGAGAGACCCACAGAGUCUAAGAAACACCACGGUGAGGGAAGACAAACAAGACCACAACAAAAUUGCAUAGAAGGAAGUAAUAAGGAGGAGAGAAAUCAUAACGACCAUUAUGUGCACAGUAAACCAAACUCAAUGGUGAGUGAGGUGACAAUAGAUAAGUGCAACAGCCCCAUCUACUCCGGAUGCCGGGUGACAAUCCCUGUGGUAGACAACGUGGAGUCAGAAACUUUCAAUCAGAUAGCAGGAUUUGAUCAAGACACCUUGGAAAGACGCGGCAAAAAGGUGGAGCGUAGCGGUAGCAUUGCCUUGGAUUCCCUCGAGAGGCCGAAAGCUAAAAAGAAUAAUAAUAACAGCAAUGAGGAGCCUCAAGAGCCCCUGAGAAGUAAGCGAAGAAUGACAUUACCUGGAGACAUGCCCAGGAAAGGAGAUAAGUCCCUCUUGGACAUCUACGAAUCCCGGAGCAGUGUGAGGAGUACCAAGGCCACGGGUAAGGACUUGUCAGAGAGGACUUAUCCUCCGAUGAAGUUCACAAAUGUUCCAGGUCCUGUAAAGUCUGGUUCCUUUUACCUCAGCAAUAUCAGCAAUGCAAAUAAUACGAAUAUGAAUAUAAUCAACAACAACAACAACAAUAAUAAUAACAGCAGCAAUACAACACCCACUCCCAAGAAGUACCGAACCUUCAAAGACUAUCAGGACUUGAAGUUCCUACGGCAAUCCCUGGAGACUGAUGGCAGCAGCAGCGGCAGCACUAGCAGCAGUCCACUCCCCGUCACGGGCACCAGCAUCUGUGUUAACUUCCAUGACUCCAACUCCAACUCUAAUUCCAUGGAAGAGAACGAUAUCAAGCCGCCUUUACCACCAAAGCAGACUCGGAGCCACGAUUUCGUUUCAAAAACCUCCUCCGUCCCAUUGCCCCCGAAAAGUCAUACAGGUCCCCCACCCCUCCCACUAAAAAGUAGCAAGAAAUAUGAUGCAGUAGAAAAUGAGAUGGCUCCUCCAAGGCUGCCGGAAAAGUCUUACCGGAAAAGCUUCCAGGAAACGUCCUCCUCGCGGUCCUCCAGCACCGGGUCCAUCCCAGAGCUGACUGAGGAAGAGGCACGGGCAAUCUUGCACGGCCUGUUGGCACACCCCUCACAUGAAGGCCACAGACUGUCCACAUUGCACGAGGAAGAUGUGGGAGGGCCUUUUUUAGGGGAGGGGAACACUGCCGAUGACAGUAACUCUCAGGGCAGUGUUCCCUUCCUAGAUGCAUUCUCCUCAGGAUCUCUUGAAAGUCCGGCAUCAACACCAACUUCCACUUCGGCUGCUUCCCACUAUAAUGCACCACAGCCUCAGGAACAAUAUAUCAGUCUGGAAGGUGACCUGUGUCCAGAAGACACCACGGAAGAACCCCAGUCCCCGGGAAGUGAGGCAAGAGUGAGCGGAGAAUUUAUUCUCUCCACCAUCGGUCGUUCACCGACGCUUAGGCGCCAUUCUUCCCUCAGUAAGGAGCAGAUGAAUGGUUUUAUAACGAGGCAGAGAGGCACCGCUGACGGCGAAUAUCACGAAGAGGGCGAGCCGGAAGGAGCAGAGUUUUCUCUUGCUUUUAAAGCUAAGUCAGAUCUUGAAAAACAUUUCAAAGAUAAGAGUGGAGGCGAGAGUAUUAAGAGAACUUGGAGAAAGAUUCUAGAAAAAGUGGAUGAGCCGCAGGAAGGUCAAGAACAUCUUUCUGAGGCGCAGGUCCAACGGGUUAUAGUAGACAUGGGGCCCAAGAUCAAGCAAGACGAUUCAGGUUACCACAGCACCGAUUCAAGCGAGUCUGCUCACAGUAGGAAUCGCAGCCAGAAUUCCUCCUUGUCUUCCACCUCAGUUCCGAUGUCCACUCUCAGUAGCAACAGCAAACUGACGACCAAGAAAACGUCUUCCCAAAGUCUCACUCGCUCUGGUCUUCCCAGGAGAUCCGCGUCACUUAACAGGAUGGCUUCCUACUCCACCCUCGACUCCUUUUCAGUCUCUUCCAGUUUUCAGAGGAACAGUUUUAGAGCGUCCCUAAGCCGCAGUUUUCCUGGAGUCCUGGGCAAUUCAGGGAGUGCCUCACUGUACAUAAACAAUAAAUUUAUUCAAGAUGACGACGAUGACGACGACUCAUUCCCAGCUAGAAUAUACUGAGGAACAUCAGAGUACUGAACGCCAGCAAAUGUGGACUGAGGAGGCACGAUUGUCAUGAUGGAUUUUGGUCCUCUUUGCCAUAUUAGACCAGUCUCAUGCGUGAUAGUGUGUGAUAGUGUGUGUGUUAAUGUCGACGUAUGUUAUGUCCAAUCGUUAUCCAGUAUUAUGUAUGUAAUUUAUUCAAGGGGAUUUAUAUUAGAAGAUAGAUACUCAUUUGAUUUCGUUGCUUUUGAACGACACGAAGCAAACACUGAAACCAUUCUAUAAUUAAGUGUUAAUUUUCAUCUCAUUCUACUGAAGGAUUUUCAUUUUUUAUUUCUAUUCAAGGGAACACACACACACACACACACACACACACACACACACACACUGUCCUAGACGUAAUAGUAAGAACAUUAAUUAUAAAGUGAAACUGUAUUUUGAUAAGGGGAAAAAUAGACAAAAUUUGUUAAUCUGUAUAAGAGAGAUGAGCACACGUGAUUAUGUAUGCGUAUUAACCCCUACUUCCUGUAUGAUAUCCCAGUGUAUAUACUGUAGCUACGAUAAUACAGCCAAAUAACCAU